AUGACGUCAAGCUCCGAUGAGGGUGAAAUUGUUGAGCAGAGAGCUGGAGAUUUGAAGGCAACUUCACUGUCGCACGCAGAGAGAAACGGUGUUGACCGUCAGGAUAGACAGCGGAAUAGACAUUCCUCGCCCGACUUCGAUACGACUUCCAGACACAGCAACUCGUCACGACGAAGCCGCUCGCCACCGCGAGGGUACAAGCGGUCGCGCGAUGACAGGGAUCAGUUCCCUCCUGCCAGAGCCCGAGAUCAAGAUCCUCGCCAUGAUCGCGGCGCAUACGACGACUAUAGGAGGGAUGGCCCCAAAAGAUCGCGCGUCGCAUAUGACGAUCUCGACCGCCCUGCGGCACGCAAUUCGAACCAAGGCUACGACUGGCGCAGUCGUAGGGACCGAGAGCGCGAUCGGAGUCGCGACCGGGAUCGAUACCACCGCGGCCGAGACCGAUAUUCUGAACGUCCGUCGCCUCGCCCUCGAAGCCCUUCCCCUCGCCAAUACCGUCGGGGAGACAAACGAGCUGGUGAUCGAUUCGUCCGAGAAGGCUACUCUGACCGGCACGACUCACGGGAAUUGCGGUACGAUGACGCCGACGUCGGCGCUCGAGGCAACAAUUAUGCAGCUAGGAAAGCCUCCGUAGGAGAUUCAAACCAGGCACUGAAAGGUCAUGCUAAAUCUGACAAGGACACUACUGAAAACGGUGAUUCUGCUGGUGCAGCUACUUCGAAGGAUGUUCCAAUGAUGGAUGACUACGAAGAGCCUCAAGAAUUUGACGAGGAAGCAGAGAUCGAACGCCGCCGCAAGAGGCGCGAGGAGCUCAUGGCAAAAUCCAGCUCCGCAACGCCUCUCCUCCUUCACGCUGUCGGGGCUGCCACUUCCAAAGCUCAAGCAUUAUCGCCUGCCUCUUUUCAAUCCGACACGCCGCAAAUGUCUCAGCGGUCAGAUAGCAAACCGCCCCAGUCUCCGCGUUCAAACUUUGCCUCACCCGGAUCGCCCCUAUCGCACGACGUGCCGUCUCCCGGAGCAAUGGAUGUCUUUGAUGGCAAAGAUCUCGUAAACUCACACGCGGCAGCCAAAGCCAACGACGAAGACGGCCCUUCUGCUGCCGACUACGACCCUACUGUAGACAUGAUGGAAGAUGGACGUAGAGAUGAACUGCGUCACGGUCAAGUAGUCAUCCACGGCGAACCUGAGCCUGCGGCGGCGAUUGAGCAGAACCCUGCCAAAGAAGCGCCUAGUGCGCCGCCACCGAAGCCACCUGCAGGCGAAGGAGACGAGGAUGAUGACUUUGACAUGUUUGCAGAAGAUUUCGAUGAGGAAAAGUACGCAAGCAAGGCCCAGGUCACUGAAACGGUAGCACCCGACGAAGCAACAGAUGCGGCGGAAGCAGUCGAUAAGGGAGGCAUUCUCGAAGGCGAUGACAAGGACGGUUAUUACAAGAUCCGUAUUGGUGAAGUUCUCAACGGUCGUUAUCAGGUCCAGGCCACGCUUGGCAGGGGUAUGUUCUCAGGAGUCGCACGCGCCGUUGACAUCACUACCAAGCAGCUUGUCGCCAUCAAGAUGAUGCGAAACAACGAUGCCCUUCGCAAGGGAGGCUAUACAGAAAUCGCCAUUCUCCAGAAACUCAACGACGCUGACCCCGAAAACAAACGGCACAUUGUCAAGUUUGAGCGAUCCUUUGACCACCGAGGCCAUCUUUGCAUGGCCUUUGAGAAUCUGAGCAUGAAUUUGCGCGAAGUCUUGCGUAAGUUUGGCAACAACGUAGGCAUCAACUUGAAAGCGACAAAAGCAUAUGCGUACCAGUGCUUUGUCGCGCUGGCUCACAUGCGCAAAUGUAGCAUCAUCCACGCUGAUUUGAAGCCUGACAAUAUCUUGGUCAACGAGACUCGAAGUAUCCUCAAGAUAUGCGAUCUGGGAACGGCAAUCGACCGUUCUGAUGCUGCAACCGCCCAUACGGAAAUCACUCCCUACCUUGUGAGCCGCUUCUACAGAGCCCCCGAGAUCAUUCUAGGCAUGCCGUAUGACUACGGUGUCGACAUGUGGUCUAUAGGCUGCACCUUGUACGAACUCUACACGGGCAAGAUUCUCUUCACUGGAGACAGCAAUAACCAGAUGCUCAAAACUAUCAUGGAGAUUCGUGGUCGAAUUACGCCAAAACUGUAUAAACGAGGUCAGCUAUCGGCUGCCCACUUUGACGACCAGGGACAAUUCGUCAGUGUUGAGCGCGACAAGGUACUUGGCAAGACGGCACUACGAACCAUCAACAUUGUUAAGCCGACCCGAGAUCUACGCACUCGACUCCUUGCUGCCUCUAGUGGUAUGAAUGACGCAGAGAGCAGAGAGCUCAAUCACUUCAUCGACCUGUUGGAUCAUUGUCUGGCCCUGAAUCCUGACAAGAGGCUCAAGCCGGCGGACGCCCUCAAGCAUCCCUUCUUCGUCACUCGCUCUGGAGCACCACGGCGGUAG
This is a messenger RNA of Trichoderma harzianum CBS 226.95, 2460 nucleotides long. RefSeq lists its product as hypothetical. Gene Ontology annotation, biological process: peptidyl-threonine phosphorylation; peptidyl-serine phosphorylation; mRNA cis splicing, via spliceosome. The transcript has 4 exons. Bases 1 to 2460 code for a protein of 819 amino acids. Lineage: Eukaryota; Fungi; Ascomycota; Sordariomycetes; Hypocreales; Hypocreaceae. The record is from RefSeq and is a predicted model, not a curated record. Gene Ontology annotation, molecular function: ATP binding; protein serine/threonine kinase activity.